UUCCCCGGAACCAGCUUCAGUCGGUGGGCAGCGGCCUGUAAAGUCCUCAUUGAGUUUUCUCUCCUUCGUCUGGAGAACCCGGAUGAGGCAUGUGCUGUGUCCCAGGUGGAAGAUCAGAAAGAGCUGGCGUCUCCAGUAAGCCCUGAGCUAAGGCAGAAGGAGGUGGAAGGAGAAAAUGAUGAGCAGCCAUCCACAGAUCAAGCCUCUGCUGUCAAGACCAAGAACGUGUUCAUAGCUCAGAAUGUGGCUAGCCUUCAAGAGCUUGGUGGCUCAGAGAAGCUGCUCCGAGUGUGCCUGAACCUGCCAUAUUUCCUGCGCUACAUCAAUCGGUUCCAGGAUGCAGUGGUAGCCAAUUCCUUCUUCAUCAUGCCUGCAACAGUAGCUGAUGCCACUGCUGUUCGCAAUGGUUUUCACUCACUAGUGAUUGAUGUAACCAUGGCCUUGGAUACCCUUUCUCUACCUGUGUUGGAACCCCUCAAUCCUUCACGUCUGCAAGAUGUGACAGUUCUCAGCCUCAGCUGUCUGUAUGCGGGCGUGAGUGUAGCCACCUGCAUGGCCAUUCUUCAUGUGGGUAGUGCCCAGCAAGUGCGGACAGGGUCCACAAGCUCCAAAGAAGACGACUAUGAAAGUGAUGCGGCCACUAUUGUCCAGAAAUGUCUUGAGAUCUACGACAUGAUCGGACAGGCAAUCAGCAGCUCCCGCCGUGCUGGUGGUGAGCAUUUCCAGAACUUCCAGCUGUUGGGCGCCUGGUGUCUGCUGAAUAGCCUCUUCCUCAUACUGAAUCUCAGCCCCACUGCCCUGGCUGACAAGGGGAAAGAGAAGGACCCAUUGGCUGCUCUCCGAGUCAGAGACAUCCUUUCUCGUACAAAAGAGGGAGUAGGCUCUCCCAAACUGGGGCCUGGCAAAGGGCAUCAGGGAUUUGGAGUGCUCUCAGUGAUCCUGGCAAACCAUGCCAUCAAGCUGCUGACAUCUCUGUUUCAGGACCUGCAGGUGGAGGCGCUCCACAAGGGCUGGGAGACAGAUGGUCCCCCUGCAGUCCUAAGCAUUAUGGCCCAAAGCACCUCCACACAAAGGAUUCAACGGCUGAUUGACUCUGUCCCGCUGACUAACCUGCUCUUGACUUUACUUUCAACUUCAUACAGAAAGGCAUGUGUCCUGCAGCGGCAGAGGAAGGGCUCCAUGAGCAGUGAUGCCAGUGCCUCCACCGACUCCAACACAUACUAUGAGGAUGACUUCAGUAGCACAGAGGAGGACAGCAGCCAAGAUGAUGACAGCGAGCCCAUUUUGGGGCAGUGGUUUGAGGAGACCAUCUCUCCCAGUAAAGAGAAAACUGCACCUCCACCCCCUCCACCGCCCCCUCCCCUGGAAAGCUCUCCUCGGGUUAAAAGCCCCAGUAAACAGGCCUCUGGUGAGAAGGGCAACAUCUUGGCCAGUCGCAAAGAUCCUGAGUUGUUCUUAGGUCUGGCUUCCAACAUUCUGAACUUUAUCACAUCUUCCAUGCUGAACUCUCGGAACAAUUUCAUCCGGAACUAUCUGAGUGUGUCUCUUUCAGAGCACCAUAUGGCCACCCUGGCAAGCAUCAUUAAGGAGGUGGACAAAGAUGGACUCAAGGGGUCAUCAGAUGAGGACUUUGCUGCUGCUCUCUAUCACUUCAACCACUCCCUGGUAACUUCUGACCUACAGUCCCCGAACUUGCAGAAUACACUACUACAGCAGCUAGGAGUUGCUCCUUUCUCCGAGGGCCCUUGGCCCCUGUACAUUCACCCCCAAGGCCUCUCUGUGCUCUCUCGUCUCCUGCUUAUCUGGCAACAUAAAGCUGGAGCACAAGGUGACCCUGAUGUCCCAGAAUGCCUGAAAGUGUGGGACAGGUUUUUGUCUACAAUGAAGCAGAGUGCACUGCAGGGGGUGAUGCCCAGUGAGACAGAGGACCUGAAUGUCGAGCACCUGCAGCUGCUGCUCCUCAUCUUCCACAGCUUCUCUGAGAAGGGCCGCAGGACCAUCUUCACCAUGUUGGUGCAGAGCAUCCAGGAGCUGAGUGUGAACAUGGAGGUUCAGAUGCGCUCCGUGCCGUUAACCCUGGCGCGCCUCCUUUUGAUCUUUGACUACCUGCUUCAUCAGUACUCCAAAGCCCCUGUGUAUCUGUUUGAGCAGGUGCAGCACAACCUGCUGAGUCCCCCCUUUUGGGUGGGCAAGUGGAUCCCAAGACAGCAGCAGCCGCCGGGCCAACAGUCCUCUGCAUGUGAAGUUCUUUUCUCCAAGCUUGUCAAGUACGAUGAACUUUACACCUCACUGACAGCCCUGCUUGCAGCUGGCUCUCAGUUUGAUACAGUCAGGAGAAAGGAGAAUAAGAAUGUGACUGCUCUGGAGGCCUGCGCCCUGCAGUAUUACUUCUUGAUACUCUGGAGGAUCUUGGGAAUUUUGCCACCUUCAAAGACUUACAUGAACCAGCUGGCCACGAACUUACCUGAGAUGAGUGAAUGUGACAUCUUACACACUCUGCGAUGGUCAUCUCGCCUCCGGAUCAGCUCCUAUGUCAGCUGGAUAAAGGAUCACCUUAUCAAACAGGGCAUGAAGCCCGAGCAUGCUGGCUCUGUCAUAGAACUGACCUCCACCAAGUGUAGCUCAGUGAAGUACGACGUUGAGAUUGUGGAAGAGUACUUCGCCCGACAGUUGCAUGAGAUCCCUAGUCUGCAGUCCAUCUACACCCUGGAUGCGGCUAUCUCAAAGGUCCAGGUCUCUCUGGAUGAGCACUUUUCUAAGAUGGCUGCAGAGACUGACCCUCAUAAGUCAUCUGAGAUCACCAAGAACCUCCUUCCAGCUACGCUGCAACUCAUUGACACCUAUGCCUCGUUCACUAG
Microtus oregoni (creeping vole) is the source of this 2858-nucleotide messenger RNA. RefSeq names its product E3 ubiquitin-protein ligase UBR4-like. The annotation marks the transcript as partial. The transcript has 21 exons. The record is from RefSeq and is a predicted model, not a curated record. NCBI's taxonomy places the organism in Eukaryota, Metazoa, Chordata, Mammalia, Rodentia, Cricetidae.